Salmo salar (Atlantic salmon) is the source of this 8437-nucleotide messenger RNA. Lineage: Eukaryota; Metazoa; Chordata; Actinopteri; Salmoniformes; Salmonidae. The record is from RefSeq and is a predicted model, not a curated record.
UGUGGUAGGCUACAAUUUGACAGCAGCAGCGCUGGCUUUCUAAAGAAAGCUUAGCUCUCACUUUUCUGUCUGUCUCAUUACCGCUCUCAUUGUCUUUUGCGACAGCGGGAACGGAACAGCCACCUACUCUCCUCCUCAUCAUUUAUUCACUUGGGACCUGUAUUUGGAAUAAGAAAGCAUUGCUGUUUCUGACUGGAGAGAAGGAAGAUAAAACUCAUCUGGAUUUCCUAAGGAAUUUUAUCUGGAUGCUUUGUUACGGAGGCUUUUGAAUUCAUCAGCCGGGGUAUAUAAUGUGACCAUCCGUUCCACAAUAGGGAAAUUCCCGAGGAGUUCUAAUUCUUUCCUUCCUUCCGGUCCGAGGCGGCAUUGCUAUCAACUGUUCCAAACAGGUGGGGGCAUUGGGGGUAUUGGUCAGACAGGUGUUGUUGGUGAGAGCGAAGCUUGGGCAUCAGGCAGAAUGUUGGCAUCUGCAUGAGUGGAACAGAGGAGCCUCAGUUCUGGUUCUCUUUCCUGAGACGACAACCACAGGAUGAGGCUUGAGAGGAGGUCUCAGGAGAGAGAAUGUUCCAUGACUUUCACACCUUCAACCUCAAGCUCUUGAAUCAUUGGGACAGUUGCUUGGGUGCUGAAAGGCUGUGAAUAUCCUGCAUCUGAGAAGUCAGACCAGACUGACUCACAGAGCUCUGUGAGCCAGCACCACUGAGGCUGCCAAAGCAUGCUGGUGCCAAGCUGUCCCAUGAUGCACAUAGCUAGACCCGCACUGCUCGUCCUGGGUCUGCUCCUCCUUCUCGCCGACGCCGAAACACCACCAAAGUUUUUGAGAACCCCCAAUGACCAAACGGGCGUGCAAGGAGGCGUGGCAUCAUUCAUCUGCCAAGCAACGGGAGACCCACGCCCCAAGAUAGUUUGGAACAAGAAGGGGAAGAAAGUCAGCAACCAGAGAUUUGAGGUGAUUGAUUUCGAUGACGGCUCUGGCUCGGUGUUGAGAAUUCAGCCCUUGCGUACGCCCCGAGACGAAGCCAUAUAUGAGUGUGUUGCCUCCAACACUGUUGGAGAGCUGAGUGCUACUACGAGACUCACUGUUUUACGUGAGGACCAACUGCCCCCUGGUUUCCCCACCAUUGACAUGGGUCCCCAGUUGAAAGUGGUAGAGCGAACUCGCACGGCCACCAUGCUCUGUGCCGCCAGCGGCAACCCUGACCCAGACAUCUCCUGGUUCAAAGAUUUCCUGCCCGUCAACACCACCAACAACAAUGGACGUAUCAAGCAGCUCAGAUCAGAAUCCUUUGGUGGUACACCAAUAAGAGGGGCCCUCCAGAUUGAGCAGAGCGAAGAGUCCGACCAGGGGAAGUACGAGUGCGUCGCCACCAACAACGAUGGAACCCGUUAUUCCGCCCCCGCCAAUCUAUACGUCAGAGAGCUGCGAGAAGUGCGACGGGUGCCCCCGCGGUUCUCCAUCCCGCCUACGGACAAUGAGAUCAUGCCUGGAGGCAGCGUCAACAUCACCUGUGUGGCGGUGGGCUCCCCCAUGCCCUACGUCAAAUGGAUGCUGGGAGCCGAAGACCUGACGCCCGAGGACGACAUGCCCAUAGGGCGAAACGUUUUGGAGCUCACUGACGUCCGUCAGUCUAACAACUAUACCUGCGUAGCCAUGUCUACUCUCGGGGUUAUUGAGGCGGUGGCGCAGAUCACGGUGAAAGCAUUGCCCAAGCCGCCCGGCAUUCCCUUGGUGACGGAGCGCACGGCCACCAGCAUCACGCUGACGUGGGACUCAGGCAACCCUGAGCCUGUCUCCUACUACAUCAUCCAGCACAAGUCCAAGAUCUCAGAGGACACAUACAAGGAGAUCGACGGUGUGGCCACCACUCGAUACAGCGUGGGCGGCCUCAGUCCUUACUCGGACUACGAGUUCCGAGUGGUGGCGGUGAACAACAUCGGGCGUGGGCCGCCCAGCGAUGGCAUCGAAGCCAAGACGGCCGAGCAGGCACCUAGCACGGCGCCCAGGCAGGUCAGGGGUCGUAUGCUCAGUGCCACCACAGCCAUCAUCCACUGGGAUGAACCAGAGGAGGCCAAUGGGCAGAUUAUGGGCUACCGUGUGUACUACACCAUGGACUCUGCCCAGCACGUCAACUUGUGGGAGAAGCAGAUAGUGCGUGGGUCAAACUUCCUAACCAUUCAAGGCCUCAUCCCUAACAAGACCUAUUACAUUAAGGUCCUGGCCUACACGUCGGUGGGUGAUGGACCUCUGUCUGCAGAUCUCCAGAUCAUUGCCAAGACGGGGGUCCCCUCUCAACCGACCGACUUCAAAGGGGAAGCCAAAUCCGAAACAAGUAUACUACUAUCGUGGAUAGCCCCUGCACAGACCGGACAAGACAAUCAAAUCAUGGGAUAUGAACUUCUGUACAAGAAGGGGGACGACAAGGAGGAGAAACGAAUCAGCUUUGAGCCAACCACCACGUACCUGCUGAAGGACUUGAAACCCUUCACUACUUAUACUUUCCAGCUAGCCGCGCGCAGUAAGCAUGGUAUCGGAGCCUACACCAACGAGAUCUCUGCAGAAACCCCUCAAACACAGCCCUCAGCCCCACCUCAGGAUGUGAAGUGCUCUAGCCCCAGCUCCACCUAUAUCCUGGUAAGUUGGCGGCCGCCCCCUACGGAGUUACAGAAUGGGAUCAUAACCAAGUAUGCCAUCCAAUACGCCGCCACUGAAGGGGAGGACACCACCAUCCGACAAAUAUCCGACAUCCCUCCCGAAAUCUCCCAGUACCUCUUGGGAAACAUGGAAAAAUGGACCGAAUACCGUGUGACAGUGACUGCUCACACAGAUGUCGGUGAAGGACCUGAAAGUUUACCACAACUCAUUCGCACCGAGGAGGAUGUUCCCAGCGGCCCACCUCGUAAAGUCGAGGUGGAGGCUGUCAACUCCACAUCAAUUAAAGUGAUCUGGCGCUCGCCGAUGCCCACCAAGCAGCACGGGCAGAUUCGAGGGUACCAGGUGCACUACGUCAGGAUGGUUAAUGGGGAACCCAUGGGACAGCCAGGCAUCAAGGACAUCUUGAUCGAGGAUGCGCAGUGGGAAUAUGAUGAUUCAACUGAACAUGAAAUGGUCAUCACAGAGCUGCAGGCUGAGAGCACGUACUCGGUUGCCAUGGCAGCCUACACGACAAAGGGAGACGGCGCUCGCAGCAAGCCCAAGCUGAUCACCACCACUGGCGCAGUACCUGAAAAACCACGACUCAUGGUCAGCCCUACCAACAUGGGCACUGCCCUCCUCCAGUGGCACCCUCCGACGUUAACCCACGGCCCCCUGCAGGGCUACCGCCUUCGCUUUGGCCGCAAAGAUGUCGACCCCCUGACCAUCAUCGAGUUCCCUGAGCGCGAGAACCACUACACCACCAAAGAGAUCCACAAGGGGGCAUCAUACACCUUCCGCUUGUCCGCCCGCAACAAGGUGGGCUUUGGCGAGGAGACAGUCAAAGAGAUCAACACUCCUGAAGAUGUGCCUAGCGGCUUCCCACAAAGCAUUGCGGCUGAGGGCGGCACCACCACCACCAUUCAGGUGAAUUGGAAUCCCCUGUUACUGGCGGAGCGCAACGGCAUUAUCGUGAAGUACGCCCUGCAGUACAAGGACAUCAACAGCCCUCGGAGUCCCUCGGAACUCUUCAUCACCGCCCCAGAGUCCACCGUCACCCUGGACGGCCUCAAGGCUGACACCACUUACGAUAUCAAAAUGUGUGCCUUCACCAGCAAGGGCUCCGGCCCCUAUAGUCCCAGUGUCCAGUUCAGGACACAGCCCUUGGAUCAAGCAGUGUUUGCAAAAAACUUUCAUGUGAAAGCUGCCAUGAAGACAUCCGUGCUCCUUACCUGGGAGAUCCCAGACAACUAUAACGCAGCUCAGCCCUUCACAAUCCUCUAUGACAAAGGCCAGAGCGUGGAGGUGGAUGGCAAGCUCACUCAGAAGCUUAUCACAGGUCUGCAGGCUGGGACGCAGUACUCCUUCCUGCUGACCAACCGGGGCAACAGCGCCGGCGGUCUCCAGCACCGUGUCUCCACCAUGACCGCCCCGGACAUCCUGCGCACCAAGCCCUACCUGAUCGGCAAGACCAACUUGGAUGGCAUGGUCUCUGUGGAGCUGCCCUCUGUCCAGACUUCAGAGAAAGUCAGGGGAUACUACAUAGUGGUGGUGCCUCUGAAGAAACAGCGCACAGGAAAGUAUCUCAAACCCUGGGACAGUCCAGAUGAGAUGAAUCUAGAAGAGCUGCUCAAAGAGAUUAACCGAACAAGCCGAGGCCUUCGCUUCCGGAGGCAAGCUGAGCCCAAAGCCUACAUCGCUGCCUACUUCAAAGACCUUCCUACCGACUUCACUCUGGGAGACACCAAGAUCUAUGGGGACUUUGAAAACAAGCAGCUCGCCAACGGCCAAGAGUACAUCUUCUUUGUGCUUGCUGUCCUCGAGAUCUCUGAAAAUACCAUGUAUGCCACCAGCCCCUACUCCGACCCUGUCGUGUCAGCUGACCUUGACCCCCAGCCAAUCAUUGACGAGGAGGAGGGACUUAUCUGGGUGGUGGGCCCAGUGCUCGCUGUGGUCUUCAUCAUCUGCAUCGUCAUCGCCAUCCUCCUGUACAAGAGCAGCAAACCAGACAGGAAAAGGGCAGAAUCCGAAGCUAGAAAAGGAAGUCUGCCCAACAGUAAGGAGAUUCCGUCUCAUAACCCCACCGACCCUGUGGAGCUUCGACGCAUGAACUUCCAAACGCCCGGUUCAGGUGACCCCGGUUACCCCAGUAACCUCCAUUUGUCAAGCAUGGCCAGCCACCCACCGAUCCCCAUCCUGGACCUAGCUGAUCAUCUGGAGCGCUUGAAAGCCAACGACAACCUAAAGUUUUCGCAGGAAUACGAGUCCAUCGAUCCCGGGCAGCAGUUCACGUGGGAACACUCCAACCUGGAAGUCAACAAACCAAAGAACAGAUAUGCUAACGUGAUAGCAUAUGACCACUCCAGAGUCCUGCUAUCGGCUAUUGACGGUAUCCCUGGAAGUGAUUACAUCAAUUCCAACUAUAUCGACGGCUAUAGGAAGCAGAAUGCAUACAUCGCCACGCAGGGCUCGCUGCCCGAGACGUUUGGUGACUUCUGGAGGAUGAUCUGGGAACAGCGGAGUGCCAACAUCGUCAUGAUGACCAAGCUGGAAGAGAGGUCCAGGGUGAAAUGUGACCAGUACUGGCCCACUAGAGGGACGGAGACCUACGGCCUCAUCCAGGUGACGCUGUUGGACACGGUUGAGCUGGCCACAUACUGUGUCAGGACAUUUGCACUUUAUAAAAAUGGUUCCAGUGAGAAGAGAGAGGUGAGGCAGUUCCAGUUCACGGCCUGGCCGGACCACGGGGUACCCGAGCACCCCACUCCGUUCUUGGCCUUCCUCAGACGGGUCAAAGCCUGUAACCCCCCAGAUGCAGGGCCCAUGGUGGUACACUGCAGUGCCGGGGUCGGGCGCACGGGCUGCUUCAUCGUGAUCGACGCCAUGAUGGAGCGCAUCAAGCACGAGAAGACGGUGGACAUCUAUGGCCACGUGACGCUGAUGCGCGCCCAGCGGAACUACAUGGUGCAGACGGAGGACCAGUACGUGUUCAUCCACGACGCGCUCCAGGAGGCCAUCACCUGCGGCACCACCGAAGUGCCCGCCCGAAACCUCUACGCCUACAUCCAGAAGCUGACUGGUAUCGAGGGUGGAGAGAACGUCUCAGGCAUGGAGCUGGAGUUCAAGCGUUUAGCCAACACUAAAGCCCAUACGUCGCGAUUCAUCAGUGCCAAUCUCCCCUGCAACAAGUUCAAGAACCGCCUUGUGAACAUAAUGCCAUACGAGUCCACACGAGUGUGUCUUCAGCCAAUCCGAGGGGUGGAGGGCUCCGACUACAUUAAUGCCAGUUUCAUUGAUGGAUACAGGCAACAGAAAGCCUAUAUUGCCACGCAAGGGCCUCUAGCAGAGACCACGGAGGACUUCUGGAGGAUGCUCUGGGAGCACAACUCCACAAUCGUGGUCAUGCUAACGAAGCUCAGGGAAAUGGGCAGGGAAAAAUGCCACCAGUAUUGGCCAGCAGAGAGGUCGGCCAGAUACCAGUACUUUGUGGUGGACCCCAUGGCUGAGUACAACAUGCCCCAGUACAUCCUGAGAGAGUUCAAAGUGACUGACGCCAGGGAUGGACAGUCACGGACGGUCAGGCAGUUUCAGUUUACAGACUGGCCCGAGCAAGGAGUGCCAAAAUCGGGAGAGGGCUUCAUCGAUUUUAUCGGCCAAGUGCAUAAAACAAAAGAACAGUUUGGCCAAGAUGGGCCUAUCUCAGUCCAUUGUAGUGCGGGCGUGGGUAGGACCGGAGUCUUCAUCACCCUCAGCAUCGUAUUAGAGCGGAUGAGGUACGAGGGCGUAGUGGAUAUUUUCCAGACGGUGAAAAUGCUCCGGACACAGAGACCGGCCAUGGUGCAGACAGAGGAUCAAUACCAGUUCUGUUACAGAGCUGGCUUGGAAUACCUUGGGAGCUUUGACCACUAUGCUACGUAAGAGUCCCUGUCCCGGAGGAAAAGCAGAAGGCCCUUGGACAACCCCAGCGAGCCUCUCUUCUGAGCCAUAAUUUCCUGUUUGAGAAAGUACUUCUUAACUCCUAGCUAAAGACUCAAUUAAGUGUUGGAUGUGAGACACAAAAAUGUCAAAAAAUUUAUAAAGAUGAUUCCUGGAGGACCAAGUGUUUCCCCAAACCCAUGGAACUCACCCUGACGUGGGAAAGAGAGAGGGAAUCCUGACUGUUGAAGCGUCUUAUGGAAUAUUUUUUAUUCUUCUGUUGCUUCAAGGAUUCGUCUUGGGUUCAAAUAACUGAAAGAAACAUAAACAAAAAAAUAACAGAACGUACUAUUUCAUCGACAAGUAAUGCAUCAUAUUACGAACCAUAGGAGAGGCAAAUGGAGGCACAGAGAAUGGCUUAAAACUCGAUGCACAUUGUAAAGAGACAUUUCUGUUCCACAAUCAAACUACACAGAGACAACUACCCAUCAAAAAAGAAGACACCAGUGCUUGGUCCAAUAUGAAAAACAGGACACAGCUAAAGUAAUAAUUAAUAAUAUACCCCGUUUCCUGUCACAACGUUCAUCAUUUAAACAAUUGGGGGGAAGGGGGAAUGUUUAAAGAUAUAUGAAACAAAUAAAACCUAUUGAUUUUGUUUUUUACUAUACAGCUGAUAUGUGCUUAAUUUUGAACCAUGUGAAAUUUUAUUUCCUUUUUUUAACAAAACGUAUCACUCGACAAAGUGAAUCAAACAAAGUACUUGCGUAAUCGUAAUUUUUUUCCUUCUGAGUUGUAAGCUGUAGAACUGUUCUAAUGUAUGCACCGUCAUGCAGAGAAAGUCUUCGCUCUUUUCGGUUUUCUUGCUAUUUUUUUUUUUAUUAUUGUUUCUCGCACUUUGUGCAGUCCUGUAUUCACACUACCAAAUGUUGACUUUGUUACAGGGUUUUUAGUUUAGUUUUUUAGUUUUGUCUUAUUUGUACAUGAUCACAUACACAAUAACCUACUUACACCCAUGUAAUAAACUGGGGCUUUGUGGAAUCAACAGGGAUGAGCAAAGUAUGAAGUUGCUGCUAGCGAUUAUCUUAGUUCUUCCAUGUUAGAAUUAUGGUAAAAGAUGAGCACCUGAUGGAUAAAAUACAUGAAAUGAUAUAUACAUAUUUAUGUUAUAUAAGAUGACAGAUAUAUACAUUAUAUAUGAAUAAUACAUUUGCAUAACCUAUAACAUAUGUAUAUUGAAAUAAAGUACAUAAUUUAUGGCUAUAUAUGAAACGAAAGGAUUGUAUAUGAAAGCUUCUACAAUGAGAUUUCUAUACUUUGGGGGAAAUUAAGAUAUUUUUCACUGGAAUGCACAUCAGUAGGACAAAAACGCAUUCUGAUUCAGUGCAUAUUUUCUUGUGCAAUAAAUAGGUGUAUUAUAGAUAGGGUUCAUGUGGAUACUUUGUUAGACAUCAUGACAUUGUUGUUCCCGUGGUGAGGCUUGUUGGGAACGUCGCGUAUCACCAGUGUAUAUAGAUACGCUCAUACAGUCUGUAGUUCCAUAGCAGAGCAGGGGGUCCCUUAGACUAAGUCAUUGCUCCAUACAAUAGGGCAAGGUACAUAGAUGUAACUUUCAUCUUGAGGUGUUCAAACGCUCAAUGGCAUAACAUGUUUUCAUUUAGCAUUUAGAGUGCCUUAUAUUUAUACCUGUUUUUUAUAACAUUCAUUUAACACAUUAUUGUAUUCUUUGAGAAGUCCAUGCAUAUAGAACAUAUAACUAACUGUAUAUUACAUUUUUACCUUAAGUAUUCAUUUGUCACAUAAUAUGAAAUUAUAUAUGCAAAUACAUACAUGGCAAGGCCCUAUUUUCAUUUUCUGUUGCCUUAUUGUGGCUUAGUAAAAAGAAUAAAACAU